AGAAAUGUCAUGUGUGAUCUUCCAUUAAGCAGUAGAAUCUCGUCUACCUGGCUAUUUCUCAAGGUGUUACUGUUUAAAGGAGUGCACAGGAAUGCCUGGGAAGGAGCUGCGUUUAACAGUCACUGUUGUGAACAGCUUUGUUGGAGUAUCUCUUCUGGCACUGCCUUUCUGCUUCCAGCAGUGCGGUAUAAUCCUGGGCUCCCUCCUGCUGAUCUGCUGUUCCUGGUUGGCUUACAGCUCUAGCCUGAUGCUGCUUGAAGCGGCGAUAGCAGCUAAACGCAAAACAUACUUUGGUCUCGCUCAAAUGUCGAAUGGAACGUUUGGAAAGUUAGUGGUUGAAAUAAGGUGUUGCUGGUUUCCUGCUUACAGUAUGAUUGGGUUGAUGCUGGGAACCUGCACUGCUUUCUUUGCUGUGCUUCAAGAUCUGGGAGCCAACCUUUUCUUGGCAUUAACUGGAUCCCCGACUACUCCCUGGCAACGUGCUCUAUUGCUGUUUACCAUUACCUCUAUAGUGAUUCUCCCUCUCAGCCUGGAGAAGACAGUGUUGGAUUCAGCCUGGCAGUCAUUGAUCUCUCUCAUCUUCUACAUGUUAUUAAUGAUUGUGCUGCUGGUAUACUGCCUGAAAUCAAUGCUGUCUGGUGACCUGAAAAUGGAGAAGGUCCUUUUAUGGCAGUGGUCUGGAAUUGCCACGUCCCUACCGAUAUUUGCCACCUCAUUCUGUUGUCACCCACUAGUGCUUCCCAUAUACUUCAACCUCAGAGGGCAAUCACUGGAGCGAAUGAAUGUAGUCUGCAAGCAAGCGACCAUAAUCACCUUUACCUUUUAUACAGUAAUUGGAUUAAGUGGCUACCUGCCUCUCCCUGAAGCUGUACCAGGAGAUAUCCUUGCUGCUUUGCCCCCAAGUUUUGAAACACAUGGUAUACGUGCUAUAUUUUUAAUCUCCCUCACAUCGAGCUUCCCACUGAUUAUUUUGCCCUGUCGCCAAGCCAUUAGCACGCUCCUUAUCGAACAACAGAAAGAAGAUGGGACGUUCUCAGUGAGUGGAGAUAUGCCCUUUCAUCAGCAUGUAACAGCCACAGUUUUAUUAGUUUACUGCACCAUGAUCAUGGGUGUUCUGGUACCAAAUGUGGAGACUGUGUUGGGAAUUAUGGGAACCACCAUGGGGAGUUUCAUCUGCUUCAUUUGUCCAUCUGUAAUUCAUGCAAGACUGCGGAAAGAUACUUUCACAGGAAGAGUUGUUCUGGGAAUGGGAGUGCUCCUCCUCCUUAUCCGUGCAUCCAGUAUCGCCAAUUUAAACAGGGAGAAUUUCCAUUUACAACCAGUCCGGAAAUCCAUUGUGGUCGAUGAAUCAGGAACUGCAGAGCUAACAUACAGGAACAAAGAUGUCCCAACCCCACCCACAGGACUCGUUUCACCAGAAUUGAUCAGUAAUGCUGGCGAUAAACAGUUUAAACAAGAAGGUGGAUGGCUCAUCUACAUGCCAGGAGGAACUGGGGCAAGCACUGUUGUCAGCAAAGAAGCUGCCAGCAGUAAAGAAGUUGUCCAGCUCCGAGAGGCUGGUUCCAGCACAGAGGAAAGAUUAAAGGAAUGGGAAGAAACGGAAAGGAGAAAAGUAAUUACGCCUUUAUCAGAAAUCCAGCAAAAAGCAAAAACAUCAAACCCACCCACCGGCAGGACACACAGACUGAAAUGGUCCCCCAAUGUGACUGUGUCAACCUACACUUUGAAAAGGAAACGACAGAUCAAAACUUAAACGACCACAGUUGCAGCUACUUUUCAAUUUAGCAAAAACUGAUUUUGGAAAGAUUGAAAGUGUUAAGGAACAAAGAACCUCAAAGCCUCCGUUUGUUCUUUGCCCUUCCACACCAUCAAGCUACACCGAGUUGAUUGAGAGCUGCUAGAAAGUGGACCUUCUUGUGUCAAGAGUUCCUCUAUUUUUUUUUCUAAUUAUCCUUGACUGGAAGUAAAGGCUACACCGUUAUCCACGAGUGGAGUAAGGGUCGUCUCUGACAGUGUGCUGGUCUCCAAGAAAAUGAUUUCCUGUCUCCUAUCUUGACUACAAUAGCCACCUAUAUCCUUCCAACUCAGUGUAACGCCUUUUAAGGAUGUGUAAUUUAUCUGAACAAAAACUGUCAGAUGACAGUCUGAAACAAAUAUCAUUUUUUACUCAAAGAGAUUUGAGAUCUGCUUCCUUCUGUGAGCAUAUUAGCCUGGAUUUUCUGAUUGCAUUUCCCAUGGGCAUUAACAAAGCACUAAUCGGAAAAUACAAGCUAUAAUCAUUUAAUUCAGCUGCAUCCAUUUUGCAAGUGCUACCACUAACCACCCCCACCCCAAGGACAACAAGAAUGCACACAUUUCAGGUCAUCCGCCAUAUUGAGAUAGGCACUUGCACUGGCAGCUGGAGGGCACAGUGGCCUCAUGUAAAGUGGAAAAUAAUUUAUUUAAAUGGCAGUACCCAAUUUUCAAUCACUCCAACACUUUACUCAUGUGAAUCCAGGAAGAGCAGAUGUGCUGAUGUACAUUGGCUCCCAGUCCACCAACACUUCAACUUAAAAAUUCUCAUCCACUUGUUCAGUUCCAUCCAUGGCCUCACUGCUCCCUAUCUCUGUAACCUCCUCCAAAAUCUCUUUGUGAGUUUCAUCAACUCUGGCCUUUUGUGCAUCCCCCACCUCUUUCGCCCCACCAUGAAGACUAUGCCUUCAGGCACCUAGCCGUAAGCCCUGGCAUUCCCUUUCUAAAUCUCUCCACCUCUAUAACUCUCCCUCUCCUUUUCAGGUGCUUCUUAAAUCCUACUCCUUGAUCAAACAGGCCAUAUCCUGAUGAAUCAAAUGGCGAUUUUUGUGUAAUAAUGCUCUGUGAUGCAUCUUGGGACAUUUUGCUAUGUUAAAGAACUAUGUAACUGUAAGGUGUUGUUUGUAAUCAUUGUGAAGCUGUUGAAAAUAAACUU
Molecule: messenger RNA, 2947 nt
Organism: Carcharodon carcharias (great white shark)
Lineage: Eukaryota; Metazoa; Chordata; Chondrichthyes; Lamniformes; Lamnidae
Product: putative sodium-coupled neutral amino acid transporter 10
Exons: 12
Coding region: 92-1753 (553 amino acids)
Biological process (GO): amino acid transmembrane transport
Molecular function (GO): amino acid transmembrane transporter activity
Source: RefSeq, a predicted model, not a curated record